GAAAAGACGAAGAGUACUGAAGAUUGAAAAAAAUAUGUUUAAGGAACACGUUUGCUAAUCAAAAAAAGUUCGAAUUUUUAGAAUUCAGUGCCAACCAUAAACAGAAUUUUAUUUUUGCGGAAAUUUAGCAUUUUUGUUGGAUCUUGUAUACUCAGUGGUUGUUUUAUAAACCCUACCUCUGUGACGUCUACCAAAAGAGACGAUAAAAAUAAAGGGCUAAUAUUCAAGGGCUUUGUAAAUUUUUUUAUCAGUUUUAAGUCAUUCAGGCACGGUAUUUCUCUACAGCUUGCGUUUCUUUCUUUUUAGCAAAGGUGUAAACAAUGACUAAACUGGUAUUUAAAUCAAAACUCUCAAAAACAGAUCCCCAGUUAGUGCCUGUAUUAAUAAUAGGUCAAGUAAAACAUCUUACCCAGCUUCGUUUUAACGAUAUAAAGUCAAUAUUGCAACCCAGAGUUUCCGAAGAAGUCUUUAAGGCUGCCGUUUCCAGUCUGCAUCCUUCUCCUACAGAUACUCGUUCUCUUUACUUAAAUUAUGCCACCGUUGCAGCCUUACCAGUAAAAUGUAGCCGCCACAAUACACCUUCGAGGGCACAUUCGAUAACAAAAAUUGUUCAAAAUUCUUCCUACGGGGAUUCCAGUGAAUCUGUUGUGAUUGUCUGUGAGCAAAGCGAUGUCUUUGCCAGUGCAUGCGCUGUUGCUAGAGCUUUUCCCCUUUAUUCUAAGAAAACUACUGCAGGAUCAGAUAAUUCAGAGGAGCACACAGUAACUGUCGAAUUUGUAAUUGUGCCAACAAAUGGUUAUAGCCCUCCUGGCAAAACUGAAAUCAAUGAGGACCAACUUGCAUGCCUCGAACAUGCAUGUAAAGGGAUAAGACUGGCAGCGAGAAUAGUCGAUACCCCGUGUAAUGAAAUGAACGUUGAUCAUUUCUUGGAGGAAAUAAAGUUAGUUGGCAAGGACCUCGCUAUAGAACCGGUGAUCAUUCGUGAUGAGGAAUUGCAGACUAAAGGUUUCGGCGGGAUAUAUGGAGUCGGUAAAGCAGCUAAAGUCCCUCCGGCAUUGGCAGUACUUAGCUAUACCCCAGAAGGCGCGACAAAUACCAUUGCUUGGGUGGGAAAGGGUAUCGUGUAUGAUACCGGUGGACUUAGUAUCAAAGGAAAGACCGCUAUGCCAGGAAUGAAACGAGAUUGCGGAGGGGCGGCGGCCAUCUUGGGCGCUUUUUACGCUGCAGUAAAAUCGAAUUUUUCAGAAAAUCUUCACGCAGUUUUUUGCCUAGCGGAAAACGGCGUAGGCCCAAACGCAACCAGACCUGACGAUAUUCAUACAUUGUACUCGGGAAGUACCGUAGAAAUAAAUAAUACCGACGCCGAAGGUCGCCUCGUGUUGGCAGACGGUGUCGCCUAUGCUAACCAAGACCUUAAAGCUAAUAUUAUAUUGGACAUGGCCACUCUUACUGGGGCACAGGGUAUUGCUACUGGUAAAUAUCACGCAGCAGUACUGACCAACAAUGGACAGUGGGAAGACCUACUCAUGGAAGCGGGUCUAACUUCAGGCGACCUCGUAUUCCCGAUACCGUUUUGUCCGGAAUUGCAUUUCUGCGAAUUCAGUUCCGCGAUUGCCGACAUGAAAAACUCGGUUGCGGAUAGAUACAAUGCGCAGUCGAGCUGCGCAGGUCUAUUUAUUGCGUCCCAUUUGGGUUUCGACUACUCCGGUACAUGGAUCCACGUGGAUAUUGCUUAUCCCGUUCACAGUGGUGAGAGAGCAACUGGCUAUGGUGUGGCUCUGCUGGUUACUUUGUUUGGGGCUUAUUGUAAGCGACCAUUCCUACAAUCUAUCGCGCCGGAAAUCGCAUUUUCACCUGAAAACUCAACUAAACGACCAAGAACAAAGUAAACGCUUACAGAUGUUGCUUAUAAUUUGGAGUAUCUUAUUCUUUUUGUAUGGAUGGUACCUGAGUUGUAAUAGAAUAUGUAUUUCCAGCUUAUGCAACAAAUAAAUAUGUGCUAAAAUUCAAUUUUUAUUGCAAGUGAGGAAAAUUUGAAAAAAUUAAAAUGUGAAAUUCAAAAUCUUUGCUUUACUUUUGAACCUUAUCACUUACGAUAUCGUUAUAAUUGCCGGUGUUCGUUAAAAGAAGGCAAAUGCAUGUUACUUAAUUAUUACGCUAGGCACAUACAAUAAUUCUAACGCAAAAUGUUAAUAUAUAAAAAAAAUAUCACAUACCCCCU
This is a messenger RNA of Cylas formicarius (sweet potato weevil), 2221 nucleotides long. RefSeq names its product probable aminopeptidase NPEPL1. NCBI's taxonomy places the organism in Eukaryota, Metazoa, Arthropoda, Insecta, Coleoptera, Brentidae. The record is from RefSeq and is a predicted model, not a curated record. Gene Ontology annotation, biological process: proteolysis. The transcript has 7 exons. Gene Ontology annotation, molecular function: metalloaminopeptidase activity; manganese ion binding. Gene Ontology annotation, cellular component: cytoplasm. The coding region runs from base 321 to 1889 and encodes 522 amino acids.